UGCUCAGACCAAGACAUAUGUACGGUUCACAUGGCUGAUCAUUGUAAAGGGCCUGCACCUCAAACGUCACAGUGUAGCUACUACAACCCUCAAACUCCAAAAGAUAUUCCUAAUGUUACCUCAGAACAGCUGAACAGAGAUUUGGUUGAAGGCGAUAAUAAUGUUGAAAUAAAAUGCAAAAUCGAGUCUAACCCACCAGCAUGUGUCACAUGGCUGUUCAAUGGUGAAAAUAUUCAAAAAUUUAUAUGGUCAGACUUCUAUGGUGCAACAAUUCCUCGUAUAGAUUACAGUCCACCAAGUAGCACUUUAAAACUGUAUUCUAUAAAACCUGAUCUACAUCGUGGUCAAUACACAUGCCAUGCAUCUAACGCUAUUGGUCAGACAAACUAUAUGUUUCGCGUCAGUGUGGCAGCCAUAAUUACGUUUAAGUGCCCGGACAACAAGGAAUCUGCAUAUUUGGGCUCAAGCUUCAACAUAACCUGCAAGGUUUACUCAAACUAUCCAGUGCGUACUGUGGAUUAUCGACGAGGAGGCCGUCGAGUUGAAGACGAUAGUCGUCAUGAGCUUUACCAGAAUCCAAAUUAUCUAAAUCAGUUUACAAUGAUGAUUAAAAAUGUCAGCCAUGAAGACGCAGGAACUUGGGAACUAUACGCACAUAACAGUCCUAACCAUCCGGAGAUAAAAAACAUUACAAUCCAAGUUGUGCCUUGUCCUAGAGGUUUUUAUUGUCCUCUGAAUGAGAGUACUCCAAGACGAUGUCCUCCCAGAACAUACAACGAUGGAACAACCAACAUAACAUAUUCUUGCAAAGCCUGUCCCAAUGUAUUCACAUCCAACAAGAAUUUAUUUCCCAGUGGACCAGCAAAAUCUAUUGAAGAUUGUCCAAAAACAGAUAAACCAGACACUUCGCAAGAUAAAUUAGGUCCCAGAAUCAGUGCAGUUGUCUUCCCCACAGCACUUGUCAUAGUAGUGAUCUUGAUAGGGUUGUCUUGCUUGAGAAGAAUGAGGCGAAACCUACCUUGGCAAGGUAAUUGAUAUAACAACCAACCAAGGCAUUCCCGACGUUGUCCCAUUGUUUUGAUACUUAGCAACUACUUCUUUAUCGUUCUUUCUGUGCCUCCCAUUAGAAUUAUU
Messenger RNA from Exaiptasia diaphana, 1134 nucleotides. Its product is annotated as myosin light chain kinase, smooth muscle. Gene Ontology annotation, molecular function: cell adhesion molecule binding. Gene Ontology annotation, cellular component: cell-cell junction. NCBI's taxonomy places the organism in Eukaryota, Metazoa, Cnidaria, Anthozoa, Actiniaria, Aiptasiidae. The record is from RefSeq and is a predicted model, not a curated record. Gene Ontology annotation, biological process: cell-cell adhesion.